Molecule: messenger RNA, 1329 nt
Organism: Symbiodinium natans
Lineage: Eukaryota; Dinophyceae; Suessiales; Symbiodiniaceae
Source: the annotation of a GenBank genome assembly
AUGCAGGGUUUUCAAACUGGGGGGUUUGUCGGCCCACAGCGCGGAUCGAGCGCCGCUCUUUCCUUGAUUGUGGGUUCCCCCUUGUGCCCGCUGGCGCGCGCCUGGAAGACGAUGCCGGGGAAGUUCAACCCCCUGAUUUCCGGCCCCGCGCACGGCCUCGAAGAGUCAGGCAGCUCGGGCAAGGGAGCCUUGCUGCGCCGGGGCGAGACCGGCCACUACGGCUCCUGCACGCCCCUCUUGGAGGGCGGGAUGCUGAUGGGAAGUGGGUCAGUCCUGGGAUGCUUCUUGGGUGCAGCCUGCUGCCUGGGGGAUGGAGACGUCAGCUCGGAGAAGGUGCUGCGGCAAGGGAGCCGCAGGACAUGGCUGGCAUUGGGCGAGUUGAUGGAGGAUCUACAGCUUUUGGUGAACGAUGCCGUGACGGAUGCCCUCAGACUUCUGACGCACGCCGCCGCUGCGCUUCAGACUUUGCAGACAUGCCCAUUGCUGAAGCGCUUCGAGGGAAAGCCCUUACAUGACGCGGUACCAAUGGUGUCGGUGGUGAUGAUGAUGGGGACUCUCUAUUUCGUGUUCUUCCUGUGUUGCCUGCGCAACGCCUCAACUUGCAAUCUGAGUUUGCAGAUGUCUUAUACGUUCCAUGUCUCGUUCAUGAUGGCAUUGGCGUCGUACCAUCAAGCAGUUGUCACCGACCCUGGCAGAGUUCCAGACUCCUGGAAGGAGGGGCCUGGAACCAAAGAGCGCGUCGCGCGGAUGAUUUCAGAGCGGAAGAAGUCGACGGGCGACAUGCGCUUCUGCAGCAAAGAGAUGAAGUACAAGCCAGACCGGGCACACUUCUGUUCGAGCACGCAGCGCAACGUGCUCCGCAUGGACCACUACUGCCCUUGGAUGGGAAACUGCAUUGGGUUUGCGAACUACAAGUAUUUCCUCCUGUUCCUUCUCUAUGCGGUCAUCUCGACCAACUCGGUCUGCUGGGUCUCCGUGUCAGCAGUUUGGUCAGGCAUGCUUGUACCCGGUACUGCAGCAGUGGUGCUGGAAAGCUUGGCGUUGUCGGGUUUGCUGGGGCUUUGCUUGACCCCUUUCCUGGCUUUUCAUGUGUGGAUGCUCUGCAAGAACAUGACGACCAUCGAGUUCUGCGAGCAGUCGGGGCAGGGGGAGUAUAGCUCACGCUAUGACCUUGGAGUUUGGGCUAACAUUCAAAGUGUCCUCGGUCGAAAUGUGCUCGUUUGGCUGCUUCCGAUCUACUCUACGCCUGGAGAUGGGCUGAAGUGGCAGCAAAAUCAAAGAAAAGUGAUUGAAAAUUCGAAGAAGGCAGCACGCCCGGAGAGACCUUGA